AUGAGAGUAAUAAACUUGAAAGAAUUCAAAAUCCUGAGUAAAAUUUUAUCAGCGAUCAAAAUAGAACUAAAAAAUUACGUCGAAAAUGCAUCCAUCAAUGGCGUCCCAAGGUUUUUCAAGUCAAAGAGCACAUUCGUCAAAAUUCUCUGGUUCCUAGUUCUACUCAUUUCAUCUGUUUGCAUGGGACUUUUCAUGUCCGGAUUGUUUCAGUCCUACUAUGGCUAUCCGGUAUACACGGAGCGUAGAGAAUUAGUAUGGAAUACGAAACAAAAGUUGAAAUUCCCCGACAUCACGAUUUGCAAUCUGAACAUCUUCGCCGAGGGAGAGCCUAGAAACCACACCAUAUUCGAAUAUUUCGAUCGUGUUGCUGAACAAGAAGGUGACAUAAAAUAUAUGCUGAAGGAGGCCAUCAACUUUUAUAGAAACAUGACCAACGUGAAUCCAAUACCUAAUCAGGAUGACAAUUAUGACUAUCCAGAUGACGAAAUUUUCAACAAAACAAUAAAUUACAUUCUCAACAAUGAUAUAGACACGCUUGCAAACAACAGUUAUGGUUUAUUCGGGUCCUCAGCUGGCUACCUCAUCAACACAAAAAUGGAACGCGAAGAAACUAUCGACUGUCCUGAAAUCGUUGUCGACUGUUCGUUCUUUGAUAUGAAUUGGUUUCCAAUUAAUGCUUAUUGCUCCAUUGAAAACUUCACAAGAGAAUGGAACGCCAACUACUACACAUGCUACACAAUACGAGUCAGUGUGUUGACAGUUCCAGAUGGCAGCACGGUUAGAGGGUUGAGUCUCUUGUUGAAUGUUGGCCCUCCGUAUCUAGAAAAUUUAAAUUACAAAUUUUCACUGACGAGUUCUCGAGCCAGAGGAGUGCAGGUGAGUGUGCACAGUCCUGGCACUCCCGCUGACCUCAAACGGGGCUUCAGUGUCGCGCCCGGAACCGAAAAUAUCGUCGACAUUACACAAACAAAGAAAACAAGACAAGAUUAUCCAUACACAAGGUAUGUUUUUAAAAUUUCCUAA
This is a messenger RNA of Helobdella robusta, 1023 nucleotides long. RefSeq lists its product as hypothetical. Gene Ontology annotation, molecular function: ligand-gated sodium channel activity. The record is from RefSeq and is a predicted model, not a curated record. The coding region runs from base 1 to 1023 and encodes 340 amino acids. The transcript is spliced from 2 exons. NCBI's taxonomy places the organism in Eukaryota, Metazoa, Annelida, Clitellata, Rhynchobdellida, Glossiphoniidae. Gene Ontology annotation, biological process: sodium ion transmembrane transport. Gene Ontology annotation, cellular component: membrane.